AUGUCCGAAUCCACCUACAGGAAUUUUGCCGUUGCCGGCGUCGGCACUAUAGGCAAAUACAUCCUCGAAGAACUGCUCAACCAGAAAGCCGCUGGCAAAGUAGACGAGAUCGCCGUCAUCAGCCGCGCAGAGUCCCCUAGCCCUUCCAUCCCAUCCCAAGGAGUAAAAUACAUCCAAACAGACUACAGUCCCUCAUCCCUCCCCGACCUCGUCUCCGCCCUCACCAAAUAUAAAAUCGACGUUGUAAUUUGUACCGUCGGUAUUCCUGCGCUCUUCGCGCAGCAAAUGGUGCUCGCCUCCGCAUGCAAAGAAGCCAAAGUCGGGACCUUCAUACCCUCUCAUUUCGGGCUGCGUCCAGGGAGGCCGAACGUCCCUACGGAUAUCGAAUUGAAGGAGAAGUUAGGGAAUGGGCCGGAUGGGGUGGGGUUGACGACGACGAUUGUGGGGAGUUUUGCGGAUAUGAUAUUCAAGACCGUGUCAGUAUUUCACAUAACAUUGGAGAUGGGAGGCGAGGCUUUAAUUCCCGGAGACGGUACGACUCCCGUUUCCUGGACAGGCCGUCGAGACAUAGCGCGAUACAUCGCCUACAUCGUCACCACUCUCCCUCCUUCAAAGCUCCGAGACCGCACCUUGCGCUUCGAAGGCCAACGAAUCUCCCUCAACGCAAUAGUCAAAGAAUACGAAGCCCUCACGGGCAAGAAAAUCAAUGUGACGUUCCUGCCCAUCGAAGAACUGGAAGAAAACGUGAGAAAGAAUCCGAAUGAUUGGGGGAGCAGGUUACGGUUGACGUGGGCCAAGGGCGAGGGCUUGGUCAAUUUUGGGGAGGAUAGCGAUGUCGAUAAUUUUGAGUAUCCGGAGUGGAACCCGAAGUCGGUCGUGGAUAUUAUACUGGGAAAAGAUUGA
This is a messenger RNA of Stereum hirsutum FP-91666 SS1, 903 nucleotides long. RefSeq names its product NAD-P-binding protein. The transcript is spliced from 4 exons. NCBI's taxonomy places the organism in Eukaryota, Fungi, Basidiomycota, Agaricomycetes, Russulales, Stereaceae. The record is from RefSeq and is a predicted model, not a curated record. The coding region runs from base 1 to 903 and encodes 300 amino acids.